Molecule: messenger RNA, 3071 nt
Organism: Poecilia reticulata (guppy)
Lineage: Eukaryota; Metazoa; Chordata; Actinopteri; Cyprinodontiformes; Poeciliidae
Source: RefSeq, a predicted model, not a curated record
AAUCAACUGAACUUCAUAAGGAGACAGAAAAGAGCCGUUUAUCGAGUUAAAGUCAAAAAGUUUGAAUCAAAAAAGACCAACCGAGGUUUGGUAGGAAGAAACCACAGAGUUUCCAUCCAAUAAUAAUCCCAGGAGAGGAUGAAGAAGAGCUGGAGCGCGGAGGAAAAUCUGACCGUCAGAAGGAGCCGUUCAGCGGACGCUUGGUGGAUCCAGAAUCUGAUGGAGUCAUCUGAUCAGGCUGUCUUCGGGAGGAUCAAUGUCAAUGAUCUGCUGGAGAAGGCCACCCUUGCCCUGACGGUGGGCGGCCAGUCGGGCAACGUCGUGGCUCACGCCUCCCUCAGCGACCUGCCCCCCCCCACCGCCGCCGCCGCGGUCGGCCACACCGCCUGGGAGGCCUUCCUGCGCUCACACUGGCCCGCCGCCAGAUGCACUCCGCUGAACUCUCUGUUCCUGCGUCUGUUCGUGUCUCAGCCCAGAGUGGCUGAAUCCAGCCUGGAGAAGAUCCUCAGAACCGCCUUCAGCAUCAAUUCGGACCUGGAGCACGUCCUGCUGCUCUGCCCGGAAGACUGUCCUCUAGAACCGGUUCUGGGGAAGGCGUUCCAGCUGCUGCACUGGGAAGCCGACGGCGAGGCGCCGUGUUCGGCUCGGAUCUGCAGACGGGAGAAUCACUGCAAGCGGCUGCAAGUCCGCCGAGCCCGGGUUGCAGAUUACGAUGACGUCAUGAUGAUCGUGAACAAGCAGAGGACAGUGCGCUCCAUCCCUCUGGAGCCCUACGCCCUGAUAGACGUCAUCGAGUACCAGCACCAGAGGAGCCAUGCUGCUGUCCUCCAGGAUGAAGGACGCAUCGUUGGCUUCAUCGCUGCCACCUCGUCUCCCAACGACCAGAAACUUCUGGAGCAUUUUAACCUCAAGGAGUUUGAUGGAUUCUACAAACACAAAGUACCAGAGAAGGAGGAAGAGGAGGCAGGAGGAUCGAGCCGCCAGACUCCCCGGAAGUCCAACUCCUUCUGCAUUCUGCACUUCAUAUCCCACGAGGACCACCAGACCCGAUCGACAGACGGUCUGCCAUACAUGUUCCUGCUCUUCCUGGACCUGGAAUAUUGUCUGAUCUUCGUUCCGUCUGCAAGUCCAGAGUCGCCGUGGUUACGGAGCUUUGUUCUGGUGCGGCCCCGUCCUAGCAGCCUGCAACUCACCAGCCUCUACAUCACCCAUAGGUCCAGAUUCAGGACUGUGGAUGUGAGGCAGGCGGUCCCUGAAGACAGAAAAGCUGUUUCUGAUCUGCUGAAGAGUUUGAAUCUUACCUGUUCGGUUCUGAAGGAUCUGGGCUCUUUCUACCGGAGCCACAGCGACCCGGAUGGUGUUCCUCUGCAGGCCUUCGUGGUUCUGGUGGAGCGGCAGCUGGUCGGCGUGAUGAUCAUCAGGGACGAACAGGACGUGGAGUAUCUCCGAGCUCACUACGACAUCGACAGCUUCAUCAGCUUUGGUUGCCAUGGCUACCAGGAGCACGCUCAGAUGCUGCACUUCCUGCUGAAGCCCUGCUGCUACCAUGUGACCCGGCACUGGCUGAAGGAGGUGCUGCGGCUGGCCCAACGGUCCUGCCUGUACCACAGGGCCUACUCACCGCUGCUGGGAGAGCAGACCUCCUGCUUCCACCCUCUGGCGUUCAUCCUGAACUACUCGGUGCCGGUCCGGCCCCGCCAGCAGGUGGUGUACCCGCUGCAGGAGCUCGGCAUGAACGCCCCGUCCCGCAGGAUCACAGAGGAACAGGUGCCGUUCGCUCUCAGCCUGAUCAGUAGGAAGUUGACCUUGGAGCCGAAGGUCAGGGUGAACGCCAGCAUCGUGGUGGUGGGGGCUUCAGACACCGGCCUGUCCCUGCUGGAGGAGCUCAGCUUCAGCUCUCAUCUGCUGUUCAACAAUCUCACCCUCAUCUCCACUCACGGUUUCCCUGGAAACUACGACCAUGAGGACGUUGGCUUCCUGUCCACCAGCCACGCCUUCAGCAGCAGAGACCUGGCCCAGACCUUCCUGCUGUCCUGCACCCGCGUGGUGGAGGGGAAGAUUGUGAGGAUCGACAGGAAAUCCAAAUACGUCCUGGUGUCAAAUGGGCAGAAGGUGGCCUACGACUUCCUGGUCCUCUGUACGGGCCUGCAGUACCGGCUCCCCUGCCCCACCGGAGUUGAUGUUUCCCAGCCGGUCACCAACAGCCAGCUGGAUCCUGACUGGUCCUGCCGCAGAUACACGGGGCCGGUCCCCGCCAACCUGCUGACCAUCAGCGACCUCCAUGACGCCGAUGCCGCCCGCCGCUGGUUGCAGGACAACUUUGUGGAGCUGCAGGGUGAGUUAAAGGAUCAAGAUGCUCUUCUCGUCCUGCUGCAGGUGUUCCUCAACCUGUCCAGUGAGGGAGUGGACUAUGACUGCUUCCACAGCAUCAGCGGCUGCUUCCUGCCCUUCGAUGGCCGCCUUGUGAUCAACAGCCGCUUCCUGACAAGCGACGCCUCCAUCUACGGCGCCGGCCCGCUCACCAGGUUCUCCUGCAGCUACUACGCAGACGAAUGGUCGCACGCCAACUUCAGCUCCCGGGACGUGGGCCGCGACGUGGCGGCGGUGCUGCUGGAGCAGCUGGACCCGGCCUGGAAGGCGCCGGUCGAGCCGCCCUCCGAGCCCGAGCUGCUCAUCCCGCUCUACUGUCGGCCCAGGAUCCGAGGAGCGACUCUUCCUGGUGGAUUUCACUUCCUGCAUGUGACCAAACCCAGUCCCAGCCCGCAGACCAGCCGUCGUUUCCAGUUGGUGAGGUCCCGUCAGACCCGGUUGGUUCACUUUACCUGAACCGGCUGCUACUUCAUUCAUUAGCCGCCACAGAGGAGAUCUACCUGACCAGCACCAGCUCAGGGCUUUAAAAGCGCUGUGUGAUGAGUCUGUGAUUGUUGGUUCUCAUCAUGUCCGACUUCAUUCAGUGGGCAUCAGCAUUUAGCAUGUUAUCUUUAGCUAAACAGCAAUAUGACUGUGGUAGCUUUCGAGCUAGCAGUGCUAACCGGUUAGCGGUUAGGGGUUAGCGGUUAGGGUUAGGGUAG